AGAUGUUUUACAGAAAAUUCAUUAUAUAUUUCUAAACGGUUAUUCAGGAGGUGUAGAAUGUUGAGAUUCUAAAUUCCUGGCACUGGAAGACGUGGGAUGGAGGACACGACAUUGAUAUAAAAAUUUCAACAAUUUCUCGUAAUAUAUGAUGUUGGCGCUUCGAUUAUACAAGACCGAGACCAAGAAGGACCAUUCAAUUGUUAGAUGUAAUCCUUUCCUAAAAAUAUCUGAACUUGUCUAUCUAGUGUCAAUAAUCGCUUCGCUACACGCUAAAAUGUCCGAAGAUGACUCGCCAACGCGCAACAGAUCCAUAUCACGUGGUGACCCAGACGAACACGAGGAAUUGGCUCUCGGUCCGGCAGCGUUAGGCCUCCACCGCGUCGGAACACUUCCACCUAAACCGCAACCAACACAACCGAUACAAGUACUUAACGCACGUGGAAUGCCAGCUCGAAUUCGCAAGAAAAAUAAACUGUUCUUUGACGACGACAUUGUUAACGACAGUAAACAAUUGAGAAGUAGCGUAUCACCGAGAAAAUCAUCGAAACCAUCAUCGCCCGCUAAGACUCCGGUCAAAGUAAUGAAAAGCAGAAAAGGUAUUGCUUCAAAAUACAUGAAAGUGAAAGAAGACGAUAAGGAAGAAAUUAUUCGAAUUCCUUCGCCAAAUUCUUUCGUUAUUCCGUUCGAUAAGAGAAUUGGGCAACGAAUUGGUUUGCGUUUAAGGAAUCUACUGAAGCUACCAAAAGCCCAUAAAUGGGUUAGCUUCGAAUGGUUUUAUUCAUAUAUUGACAAGCCAUUGUUUGAUGGUGAAAAUGACUUUGAAAUAUGUUUAAAGGCUGCGUUUCCUCAGCUGAAAACGCGAAUGCUAACCAGAGCGGAAUGGUCAAAGAUUCGUUCCAUGAUGGGUAAACCGCGGCGAUGUUCACAAGCUUUUUUCGACGAAGAGCGUCGUGAAUUGGAGCGGAAACGACAAAAAAUUCGUUUUCUACAGAUCCGUAAGACAGUAACGGACCCGAAUUUCAUCAAGGAUUUGCCGGGCGAAAUACCGCUCCCACUUCCGGUGGGUACUAAAGUCACAGCAAGAUUGCGACAACCUCAAGAUGGAAUAUUUACUGGUGUGGUAGAUGCGGUUGAUACAUUGACUAGUACAUACCGGAUAACAUUUAAUCGACCUGGCCUCGGCACACAUUCUAUACCUGAUUAUGAAGUGGUAGCUAACGAUUUUAGUGAAACUCUUCCACUUUCAAGUCUGACGCAGGAAUUCAGACCGCGAUUUGGUGCACGAUCGUCUCUUAUAUCGCCGUCACGUUUCUCUCGCAAUUCAUUAAACAAGAGCGAUCCACUUUUAGGGCAAGAGCUCUAUGAGAGCCAAUUCAAGAAUCCAGUUAUAGCACGCGAAACCAUCGGUGGAUUUCCAAUCAAAUUACUGGAGUUGAUUGUUCGCCUUAAGAAAACCUUGGCCUUCAAACAAUCUAAACUGCAGCGCUUACGUGAUAUGAACACAGAAGCAGAAAUGCACAAAUCCCAUGGAGAUGCUUAUCCAGAAGAUUUUCAACGCCGUUACGCGGGCAUCGUGAUAUCAAUGGAGAAACUUAACAAAGACCUACAGGACUAUUUGAAUCAAGUUCAAACAUAUGCUUCGGAAUUAACAAAAGAACCUCACAUUCAAGCUAUGUUGGCUCCAAGUUACCUAAGAGAAAAAUGUCGCGAGCUCGCUGAUGAAGCAGUGCAGCGGAACAAUCAAAACACGGUUCAAGAUGAUAAUAUCCUGAGUCUGAUAACCGAUUUGGCAACAUUAAUGCUUGUUGCAUCGCAUCUUUCUUCCGGUGACAAUGUUCAUAUCCUUAAAGUGCUUGAAGGCUGUGUCGAGGAAGUCAAGAAUCGCUUAGAUUCCGACAACGUUGAAGUAUUUCAGAAGAAUGUACAAAUUCAUAUGCAUCAUAUUCAGCUGGGUUUAGGCCAAUUAGCAAACAGUUUUAAUAGCAGUAAUACUAGCAAUGGAAAUGUUGAGGAGGCGUCGAUUUAUUGAAGUGAAGAGCAAAGGGCUUAGAAAGUAUGAGGAGGGCAGUCUAAACAUAGUUUAAUUCUGAUUUAUUCGUUUGCGUCGUGUAUUUUAUGAUUCAGAGUUCGCUGUAAAAAUUAUUAAAAACUAUAUUGUUUUACAAAUAUAUUGACUAAUAAGCAUAAAAUGUUCUAUCUUUUAUUAAUUUUGGAUUAGCGACCUCGUGAUUACGAUUGUAAUCACAUAAACGUGUAAUUAUAAUCCUGUAUUUUCAGUCGCUAUUGCUUAAUCUCGCUGUUUAAUAA
Messenger RNA from Hermetia illucens (black soldier fly), 2307 nucleotides. RefSeq names its product protein lin-9 homolog. Gene Ontology annotation, biological process: regulation of cell cycle; regulation of transcription by RNA polymerase II; DNA-templated transcription. The record is from RefSeq and is a predicted model, not a curated record. The transcript has 2 exons. Gene Ontology annotation, molecular function: DNA binding. NCBI's taxonomy places the organism in Eukaryota, Metazoa, Arthropoda, Insecta, Diptera, Stratiomyidae. Gene Ontology annotation, cellular component: nucleoplasm; transcription repressor complex. The coding region runs from base 146 to 2029 and encodes 627 amino acids.